AUGGAUCUCGAUCUGGAGGGAGUUCCCGAGGAGGAUAAGGCGCGUCUGACGCAGAUGAUCGAAAACGCGCAGCGACGGGACGGAGCUCGCAUGUACAACUCACUGGUGGAACGGUGUUUCAGGGACUGCGUGGACAACUUUAGGAGGAAAACUCUCGAUAAGACGGAGGAGCAGUGUGUGAAGCGGUGUGGGGAGAAGUUUCUGAACCACUUUGCGAGGGUUGGGAUGCGCUUUGCCGAGCUGCAAUCAGGAGCUUCCAUCAAGCAUAUCAUGGAAGCUUUAGACGGGCCGGUGUUGUUUCGUAUCGCGGAAGCUACCGGCGAAGCGGUUACCACCAUCGCCAACAUCGCUUGCGUCUCCCGCGCCUUCGCCCGUGUCGCCCGCGCGGAGCUAUGGCCGCGUUACUGCCUCGCGCGCGCCGCGCUUGCGGAAGACGGCGAGGCGGCGGCGGUGGCGGCGGUGGCGGCGCGCCUGGUGCACGAGGUGGGCUGCGCCGAUGCGCCGCGAAACGCGGCGAGCAGCCUGGCGCGCUGCAUGAGCGCAUGCCCAGGCGUGAUGCCCGCGUGCUCCAUCGCGCUGCGAGAGGACGACGCCAAGCCGUGGGAUCGCUGGUCCGGGAAAGUCUCGACGGAUUUCUGGAGCGAGGCGGAGGAGGAAAGCGGCAUAGACGGGGGAAGUGUGAGUGUGGGAGGCGGUAAGGAAAGUGAGGGAGCAUCAAAGGAGAGCAGCAGUCACCUCCCCAUUGGUUCUCAUGUCAGCGACUCCUCUGCGCUCUCCUCCGCGCUCGCUACUCGAAUCUUUCUGGAUGAGUGCUUCCUCCCCGCCUCUCCUUCCCGCCCAUCGCCGCUCUUUCCGGGCGAGGAGGAGGAGCGUUGUGAGGUGGUGCGGGGAGCGAUUGCUGGGUUCAAGCAGUCGCGGAUGCUACAAGGCCAGCCGUUUGCUCCAAGCGCAUGCCCCUUCUGCCAUGACCCGGCAUGGAACACCACUGCUCUGCUGAAACCGACGGCUCACGUUGCGUUGGGUUGCAAUAAAGGCGAUGCGUGCUGCUUCAUCUGCACCCAGGGUCACCUGUUUGGACUGUACAAAGUAUCGUGCACGGACUAUUCUGAUGAAGACAACGAUUAUGAUGAUUGGUAUGAUGACUAUGACCGUGGGUCGGAUGAGGUUGAUGACUUGGAUGAUCGAAUAACACGCCUAGGACUUGUAUGUAAGAUGGUGGACAGGUAA
Closterium sp. Yama58-4 is the source of this 1227-nucleotide messenger RNA. NCBI's taxonomy places the organism in Eukaryota, Viridiplantae, Streptophyta, Zygnematophyceae, Desmidiales, Closteriaceae. The record is from the annotation of a GenBank genome assembly.